This is a messenger RNA of Penicillium macrosclerotiorum, 2319 nucleotides long. RefSeq names its product OPT family oligopeptide transporter. Gene Ontology annotation, molecular function: oligopeptide transmembrane transporter activity. The record is from RefSeq and is a predicted model, not a curated record. NCBI's taxonomy places the organism in Eukaryota, Fungi, Ascomycota, Eurotiomycetes, Eurotiales, Aspergillaceae. Bases 1 to 2319 code for a protein of 772 amino acids. The transcript is spliced from 9 exons. Gene Ontology annotation, biological process: transmembrane transport.
AUGUCGGCCAUUCGCUCCGACUCGUUGGUGGAGGGAGUCGUAUCUGUCUCCGGCCACGAUGUGUUCGAUGAGAAGACAACGAUCAAUGUCACGGCCAAAGAUAAUCACCACGCUACCACGACCUCCUUGGGCUCGGGCUCGGGCUCGAAUGAGGAGGAUCGGAACAGUGACGAUGUGAUCAUUGUCGAUGGCACGGCGGCGGCAAACUAUUUGCUCCCUAUGCGGGAUGAUGGGGAUGCGGCUUUGACAUUCCGGAGUCUCAUUCUCGCCUCGGGUCUCGCCUGCUUCCAGGCCGUCAUGUAUCAGAUCUACAUGUUCAAACCGACCGCCAUUACCAUCCAGGGAACUUUCAUCGUGCUCAUCUCUUACUUUCUGGGCAAAGCCUGGGCCAACUUCCUCCCCCGCGGGGACAAUUUCGAGGCAAGAUGGCGGGCUCGGGGGGGCAUCCUCAAAUUCCUCAAUAAUGGGCCAUGGACAUUGAAGGAACAUGCAGUCUGCUCCAUUACCGCCACCGCAGCAUCAAAUGCCUCUGUCGCCUCAGAAGUAUUUUCCGCGCAGAUCUUAUUUUACAACAUGUCACUGAGCCCCGCCACUGUCAUCUUGAGUACAAUUUCCAUUGGCCUGUUCGGCUACGGAAUCUGUGGAAUCAUGCGCCCGAUCGCGGUCUGGCACGUCGAUGCCGUCUACUGGAGUACUUUGCCUACUGUCAAAGUCCUCCAAGGACUCCACUGGCAAGACCUGAAGAAUUCAAAGCCACUGAGAUACUUCUGGUAUUCUUUCACAGGUAUGACUCUCUACGAAAUAUUUCCUGCCUACAUUUUUGUCUGGCUCAACUCGGUCUCAAUUCCGUGUCUCGCUUCGAUGAAGGCCACUGGUAGUAAGGCUGCUGUUCUUACUAAUCUCUUUGGCGGAGCCUCCAACAAUGAGGGUCUGGGCUUGUUCAGUCUCUCUUUCGACUGGCAAUAUAUCACCUCUUUCCAAACCGCGCUUCCCCUUUCGCUCCAAGUCCACCAGGCUAUCGGGUUCCUUAUUUGCUUUAUUGCUAUGCUCGGUAUUUACUACGGAAAUGGAUGGAAUUCGAGAUCGCUUCCAUUUAUGUCAACUAAACUUCUCAUGAGCAAUGGAACGACUUACCCCGUCGAUGAGGUCUUUGUCGAUGGGGUGCUUGAUGAGUCUGCCCUGCUCAAAUACGGAAUACCCAAGUUGAGCGGAAGCUUUGCAUUUGCCAUGUUCAUGGCGAAUGCUGCCAUCGGCGCCCUCAUUGUCCACUGUAUCCUGUUCUGGGGCAAGGACAUCUGGAGCACGUUCAAGAAAGCCAGGGAAGGUCGGUAUGAUGACAGACAUCACGAGCAUAUGGCAAAACACUACAAAGAAGCGCCAUGGUAUUGGUAUGCGGCAGUGCUGGUCGUGAGCUUCGUCCUGGGACUUAUCGUGGUCUUGAAAGAGGAUAUUUCGCUCCCGGCCUGGGCAUAUAUCGUAUCCCUGGUUGUUGGAAUCAUCAUUUCGCCCUUUAGCACCAUACUGUAUUCUCGAUAUGGAAAUGGCAUUGCUACGAACAAUCUGUCAAAAAUGCUGGGUGGUCUGAUGAUCCCUGGACGACCAGUUGGCAAUAUGUAUUUUGCGGCUUGGUCUCACAACGUCAUCUCAAAUGCAGUCAAUCUCUCGAACGAUCUGAAGAUGGGCGAAUAUCUUAAAAUCCCACCACGCGUCAUGUUCCUAACCCAGAUCUGGGGCACUAUGCUUGGCGGGUUUAUCAACUACGCUGUGAUGAUCUCAAUUGUAAAAAACAACAAGGAAGUUCUCGUCUCCGGCAACGGUAGUAAUUCCUGGAGUGGUGCCACGCUGCAGGCCUACAAUACCAAUGCAACCUCCUGGGCCCUGGCUUCUUAUCUCUACAAGGCUGGCGCCCAGUAUGCAAUGGUGCCUAUUGGCAUUGCCAUCGGGGGUGCGGCUGUUGUCGCCCAUCGUUUUUUCUAUCAAUUCUUUCCCAAAAUCCGCGGGCUAGAUGUUGCGGAGAUCAACAUGCCGCAGUUCAUUCAGUAUGCUGGCUAUAUCCCUUAUAAUCAGAGCCAGACUUGCGUUAUUUUCAGCUGGCUCAUAGCUGGUUUCUAUGUCCAGUACUAUCUCCGCAACUACCGCCCCAAAAUUUUCAAGGAUUAUUCAUACUUGAUCACUGGUGCUUUUGAUGGAGGUAGUCUGACCGUGCUGUUCAUUCUGUCUUUUGCAGUGUUCGGCGCUGGAGGCCCUGCCCAUGCCUUCCCGUCAUGGUGGGGUAAUAACUCCAAUGGCUAUUAUGAUCUUUGCCCAGUUUCUGAUUAG